GGGUCUUCUGGACGAUAAAACUGAAGUACCUUUAUAAGACGGGGUUUCUCCUUGUUUCUUAAUGUGCUGUUGUGCCGCUGAGAUGCAGGCUCGGAUGGGGUUGUUGCUUUUCACCCUGUGCUGCGGAGUCGUCCUAGCGGCGGCUGCGGGCGUGGCGGAGCAGAAGGACAGCCGCACCACCGGUGACCCGGCGGAAAAGCGGAUGGACAGAUACCGUGCAGCCCAAAUAAGUGCCUGUGUGCGGUUUGUACCAGAAGUGGGAUGUGAUACCUUUGCGUGUCUGAAAAACAUGACCUGUGAUGUAGAAGACGACUUGAAUGAAAUCUGCCUGGACUACAUGCAGACUGCAGCCAAUCUUGAUGUACAUGGAAGACAAUUCACCAAAGACAUCUUGAAGUGCAGUGCCCUUGGGAUCAAGUCCAGAUUCAGCAGCAGUACCAGCAGUUGUAGUGCAUUGCAAAGGAUGCUAAUCUCUGUGCAAACAAAAUGCUACCGGCUACAUAACAUCUGUCCUGUAACAGAAACGAAUCUGGAACCCUUAGUAAACAUGAUAGAUCUUCGCAAAAUGCUCUUCAAUGCAUUCUGAAGAAACAUAUGACACUUCAGGACAGAAUGAAGUUUAUGAAAUGACUCUACAUUACCCCAUUACUAGCAAGAUCCUUCAUGCCACCAUGUCGUUCCUGUGAUGCGGGCCAAGUAUGGUUUGUGUGGCUAAUUUGCAAUUGCAUAAGGAGACUACCAGACAUUUAUUUCCGAUAUGGCUAAGACUAUGCUAUCAGAUUUGUUGCUGAAUAUAUUAUUCAUGAGCUCUACUGCAUAGUCCAACUUAAAGCCAUUGCAACUGCUAGUAAUUACUUGAUGCAAAUGUAAUG
Molecule: messenger RNA, 872 nt
Organism: Mobula hypostoma (lesser devil ray)
Lineage: Eukaryota; Metazoa; Chordata; Chondrichthyes; Myliobatiformes; Myliobatidae
Product: stanniocalcin-1-like
Exons: 4
Coding region: 62-586 (174 amino acids)
Biological process (GO): intracellular calcium ion homeostasis
Cellular component (GO): extracellular region
Molecular function (GO): hormone activity
Source: RefSeq, a predicted model, not a curated record